AUCAAAAUAUUAAUUCACAAGAAUUGAGGUCUUCGCAAGACGCCAUGGAUAUUCUGCCUACGGAAAAUAACGAAUCACAGACGUACUCGAAAGAUGAGGAUGGCAAUGAGUCCAGGACAGGUUCAAGAAACGUUGAUGAUAUCGAAUCACAGGCCAACUCAAAAAAUAAUGAUGCUGUGGAAUCGCAAGAGAACUCAAAAAAUGGUGAUAUCAUUGAAUUUCAAGUAAGCUCAAAGGAUGAAUCCCAAGCAAGUACGAAGAAUGAUGAUAGUAAUGAAUCCCAAGCAAACUUGAAGAUUAAUGGCAGUAAUGAAUCCCAUGAUGCCCUUAAGAAUGAUACUAAUAGUGAACCUCAAGAAAACACUAGUAAUCACGUUACUAAUAAAUCACAGACAGGUUCGAAGACUGGUGAUAAUAAUGGAAACGUCAUUUCAUAUAAGUCAAGACUUAUCGCGCAGCCAAUUGUAAACAUCAACAAAGUAUUGUUUCGGUGCUUUCGUUGUUAUCUUGGUAUGCAUCAACAAUGCUUACCUCCACUGAACAAUGAAAAAACCAUAGAAGACAAAAUGAAAUUUUACCGGAGAAAAUGGACGUGUCACUUUUGUCACAAGUGGGAAUAUAAUAUAGAUAAAAUCUUAACUUUUCGAUAUACAUCGACAAAAGGCAAGGACAAUGACGAUUCUUUAAUGGAAAUAGACAAUUUACUUUUGUUCGACGAAUUUAAUGCUUACUUCGAAGUGGAGUUUCUUGUUAAAUUCGAAGAUUUAUCUUAUCGUAACGUAGAAUGGGUGCCAGGUCCUUGGUUGAUGGGAGUUGCCCCCGCAAAAUUUAGGAAUUUCAUUAAAUCAGAACCGGAACCGUUACCCGUCGAGACUGUGAUACAUAGUGAUUGGACCAAGGUGGAUCGUGUUCUGGAUGUUGAAUACGAAGAUGGUAAAACACUCAGGGAUCUACUAAAUAGCAUGACCUCUAAAAAGAAGAGUAAAAAAUCUAGUGGAAAAACAAAAAUAAAAAGUGCACUUAUUAAGUGGAAAGGAAUAAAGUAUAGUGAUGCAAAUUGGGAAGAUAUAUCCGACCUUGAGAACACAAAGUUUAAAAACGCACUUCAAAUUCGUAUCAAUGCAUAUAAUAUUGAACCGGUGGACGAUGAUAUCAGAGACACUGUAUUCGUAGAGAUCAAAAAACAGCCCAAAUAUCUUGAGAACCCUAAACGCACAAGAGAACCGUUUAGCAAAUCAAACCCAAACCCAAAAUAUGAAAAUAAACUAAAGGAGUAUCAGUUGGAUGGCUUUAACUGGCUUCGACAUAACUGGUGCAACGGUACCUCUUGUAUACUUGCUGAUGAUAUGGGACUAGGAAAAACGGUUCAAGUUAUAUGCCUCAUCAUGUAUUUAUACAAGGAAAAGGGACGUCAUCCGUUCAUCGUAGUUGCCCCUAAGUCUACAACGGCUGGGUGGGUCAGAGAAUUCAAAAGAUGGGCUCAUGAAUUGGUUGUAGUUGAAUUCCAUGGAGAAGGGGACUCUUGUCAACUGAUAGCCGACUACGAAUUAUUUCCCGAUAAUGACAAUUUGAAGUGUCACGUGGUCGUCACAACUGCUGAGGCGAUUGCAAAUUAUUCUUCUUUAUUUUCCAGGGUUCCCUUGUGGGAAGUAUUGAUUGUAGACGAAGCACACAGUUUGAAAGCCGGGGAAACUACACAGCUGUUCAGAAACUUGAACAAAAAGUUAAACGUUUAUUUCAAAGUGUUGCUCACCGGAACUCCGUUGAUGAACAAAAUCGACGAACUUUUUAAUUUGCUGAAUUUCCUUGGGCAUAAGGAAUUCUCGGAUCCCAAGAAGCUGGCCGAAGAGUAUCAAGGUUUGCCCUCUGCAGAGCAACUUCCUGCACUGCACAAAUUACUUAAACGUUACUUUUUGAGACGCACCAAGAACCAAGUCGACUUAGGUCUUCCUCCUAUGGACGAUGUUAUCGUACGUGUGAGCAUGUCGCCAAUUCAAAAGAGAAUAUACAAGGAGACCUUCGAGAAAAAUGCUGAAUUUUUACGACAAGUCGCAAAGUCUCGUAAUAGAUCGACUGGUUUUUCGAAUAUUUUGAUGACUUUGCGUCAAAUUGUUUCUCAUCCAUACUUGAUCAAUCGUGAACAAGAGAAUUUGAGUAAUGAAGAACGGCAGAAAAUGUUGGUGGAAUCAAGUGGAAAACUUAUCCUUUUAAAGGACAUGCUGAAGAAAUUAUAUGAAACUGGGCAUAAAGUACUUAUAUUUUCUCAGUUUCUGGAUAUGUUGUCCAUACUGGAGGAAUUUUGCGAAGAUAACAGUUAUCUCUAUACAAAGCUUGACGGAUCAACAUCACACGAAAUGAGGCAAAAAAAUAUUUCUGCUUUUCAGGCACCUGACUCAAAAAUAUUUAUAUUUUUGCUUUCCACCCGGGCUGGUGGAGUCGGUUUGAAUUUAAUGGCCGCGGAUACUGUUUUUAUUCUUGAUCCGGAUUUCAAUCCUCAUCAGGAUCUCCAGGCGUUGAGUCGAAUUCAUAGAAUUGGUCAAAAUAAGCCCGUAAAAGUCUUUCGAUUUGUAACGCAGUUUUCUGUUGAAGAACGCAUCGUUGAAAAGGGUAAACUCAAAUUGGCUAGAACUGAACUGGUGGUGGAGAAGAUGGACGACGAGGUUCUUGAUAUUGAUGAAGUAGAUGAUAUCAUUCGUUGUGGUGUUCAAGCUUUAUUUAGCGAAAAUUCAAAUGAGAAACCGGUAGGGGUUUAUACCGAAGAGGCCAUAGAAAAGCUAUUAGAUAGAAGUCAGAUGCGGGUUGAGAAAGAGGCACCCGAUGCAAAUAGCUUGACGGGAUUUGCUUUUGCUAGAGUUUGGGAUAACGAAAAUCAAGCCAUUGUCGAGGAUGAAACGCGAAUCGAAAAUAGGGCUGAAGGUUCUGAAACAAAGGAUUUCUGGGUAAAACUUCUUGCUCAUGUUGACACGGCGUCAAAAAUUGAAGAAAAUCAGUUGGGAAAGGGCGCAAGGAAUCGAAAAAAGAUUGAUUAUUAUGAGGGUGAUCAUAGCGCGUCCAGAAAGCCAAGAGGAAAGAAGAAAAUUACCCUGGACCCCGAUUUUGUUCCUGUUGAAGUUGUUGAAACCCCGACGCCAUCUUCGAGCAGCGAUGAAGUUGGAGACGAGGGCUUGGAUGAUAAACAGAAUGUUGCAAAGGCGCGAGUCAAAAAGAUAAAGGUUAAUGGAGAAAAUGAAAUUGUCUUGGAUUUGCCAAAAUCACAAUCAGAACCAAUUGGUCCAAAAUUAGGCUCGUCACUAACAAAUAGCAUUCAACCCGUCCAAAAUGGUUAUGCAUAUACCGGUGGUGCUCCUUAUUCUUCAAAUACGCAACCACCAAGUCAAAAUUUAUCUUUUCCUAAUGGUAAUCGAAGGCUAAUGCCUAAUCCUAUAAACUCGAGUAUAGCGGCAAAUCUUAGAAAUAAGAUCAUGUCGGCAAACCUUAUUGAUCCAAAUGUAGCAGUCGGUCAUAACAGUUCUAACAUAACAGCCAACCUUAAAAAUUUGACUAUAGCGGGAAAUCUUAAUUCGGGCAUACCAGCAAAUCGCAACUCGGGCAUAGCGGCUGUUGUUAAUCAGAACACCGCGACUAAUGUUAAUCCGAACAUCAUUACUAAUGUUAAUCCGAACAUCAUUACUAAUGUUAAUCCGAACAUCAUUACUAAUAUUAAUCCGAACAUCACGACUAAUGUUAGCUCAAACAUCGCGACUAAUAUUAAUCCGAGCAUAGCAGUCAAUCUUAACUCGAGCUUAUCGAGUAAUCUUAACAAUCUAAGCAUAGAAGCUAAUCUUGACAAAUCGAAUGGGGCGACUUACCUCGUUUCUGGCGAUAUUACCUCAAAGAUUCCAGAUUCUGGUGAAAAUACCGGAAAGCCUGCUAAUUUAACGAACAUCUUACCUCGUCCUGUUGGAAUUGAUGUUUCACAAGCUUCACGCAGCACACCAUUGUUCAAGAGUUACUACCCACAAGAACGAAAUGUUGAUAAAUCACGAGGUUUGAUCCCAGAGCAGAAUUCCGCAAGAUACAUAAAUUCCCAGAAUGGGGCUAGUCCCCAGUGGAAGAGUAAUAAUACCUUCAGCCAACAGAGAAGCAAUCAUCCACUGUAUGCAAAAAAUACUGGCGCUAAUGGACCAUCGAAGAAUAGUAUAUUAGAACCAUUAGUAAUUAUAUCAGACGAUGAACAAACGACGAGAAUCACUCCAACCUCGAAGCAGGGAGCGAUUAAUCCAAAACGAGAGGAGUUGAUUAAUAAAUAUAAAAAUUGGUUUGAUCAAUUGCAACUUAGCGGCGAAGAUUUGGUGAAAAGGUUACGUGCUUUGAAUAGAGUUGAUAGAGAGUUACGGCGGUUGGAAUUCGACGUCGAAGGCUAUAUUGCUGAACGGGACUUGCAGAAUAAACUCGAUCGCGAAUUGAUAAAUGAAUAUAGAAGUUUGCUAAGACAUAUAGGAGCAAAAAUAGAUAGAAUAUAA
Molecule: messenger RNA, 4502 nt
Organism: Acaulospora morrowiae
Lineage: Eukaryota; Fungi; Glomeromycota; Glomeromycetes; Diversisporales; Acaulosporaceae
Source: the annotation of a GenBank genome assembly